AUGACAGCAAGAUCAGUGAUUCGACAGGCGGAUAUUCAAGCAAGAUGCAGCGCACGAAGUUGCACAGUGCGCAAAGGAGCGAUUUCGCUUGACCCCGUGGAUCCAGAUCACGUUGACCCGGGCACCAACUUCGUGAUUUUCAUCAGAGACCAGAGCCUCUUUGCUUUAUCUAGCAACCUCGAACAUGAUGAAGCCGGGCUCAUGCAAAGACUCCCGGAGCUUGCCCCUGGAGAUGCCCAUGAGGAAGCUGCCGAAGGAGCUUUUGCUUUCAAUCCCAAUGCUCCGGUUUUUUGUCCCGGGCAAGCACCUCUAAAUGUCCAGCCUGAGACAAUCCAAGAACUUCAUGAGCACUGGUCGAGGACUGCCUUUAGCUGGGAGGCUGAAUCUGCAUCUACAUCAGUCCUGACAUGGUUCGUCGAUCAAUUCCACCCUCAUCUGAGAACAUGCAGGCAACCCAGAAUCGUAAGACUCUACGAGGAUUUUGACACCUGGGAAAGGACGAUGCGGGCGGCCUGGAAUGAUUUGCAGCUGCCAGGAGCUCCGAUCUUAUUUCACAUCGUCCUCCCUGUACCUCCCCACACAGGACCUGAAAUUGCAGCACACGUGCUCCUGGUUCAGAAUCCUCAAGACGCAUUUUCCUCGAGUGUUAUCUCAGUCUUCGAAGCCAAUGCAGCUGCUGCCAGACUCAAUUGUCAACUGACCAUCACCACGCAAGAACAUCUCCUCUUGGAACAUCUGAUCUUUGGACUUGGUCUUGAAGGACGAUGUCUCUAUCCAGGGGCACCAUCCAUUUGUGAAGCUUGGAUAGGCACGACCACACUUCGUCAGGGACAACCUCACCCUGCCAGAGAUGGUGACGGAAUCAUUCUGCAGUUAAGACGAAGACCCAACUUCCAGCAACAACAAGCCCAAAGAAACGAAGGUGUCAAUCUCUUGCAGGUUGGCACGCAACUUCGUACAAGGAGGGAGAGGCGCCUAACACAUGGGCUGGUGGCUCACACCCAUGGGCCUCCCCAGGAAGCACCCGAACCAUCCUUGCGUGUGGUGCAUCUGGCACGAGCUUCUCAGGAUCUCCCCUUUUUGCCUUCCUACGUUGAAGUCCAGGAGCCACUGUCACAGGACAAAGUGAGGGAAGAACUGCAAGCUUUUGGCAUUCACUGCACAGUCCUCUUGCUUUCGACAGAACAAGUUGCUUUAUGCCUGGCGUCCACUGCCACUGCAGAUUCGGGCCAGCGACAUGUGGCAUACCUGCCACAACAAGAACCCUGGACAGUACAUCUGCACACUCUGACAGACUCUUUAAUGUCAGAAGUUGAGCAUAUGCGUCAUUUGUACGGCCUGGGCUACGAAAAGGCAGUCAUCUUGCAAGAAGUUCAAUGUGAAUACAACUUCAGUGAAAUCCACUUUACAGAAGUUUCAGGAGCUAUGCAACUGAAACCCCCUGUGACCAAAGUCUUGCCACCAUGGCCAGCCCAUCAACAGCAACGUCAAUGCGCCCAGAUGUUCUACCCUUCAAAGCAUGUGGACACCUCUGACUGCAGUCUGAACUGCGGGGUCAACGAGCAGGACCUUCUGGAUUUCUUCAACUCAUCCAAGGGCUGUGCACAGCUCUUGGAGGCGGCGCUGGCACCAGGUGACUUCCUGCUUGAACAUGUACCAGGACAUGCAGGGGACCCAUUCAACGAGUUCUGCGACUGGGGAGCCAAGAAAGAGGGAAGCAAGGGAUUUUAUUUGAAGCGACCAAAUUUGGACUUUGCCAAUUGGAGACCUUUACUCCCUUUCCUUUGGAUGCUCUUUGACAUCUCGGCCGGCAUGCCUCCAUUCCAUGGGACAGGCACAGUACUGCUGCGUGGCUUUCUCAACGAUAUGCAGCUUUGUGCACCCAUUACAAGCCCGGUACAUGAUGGUACCACGUGCACCUGGACUUCUCCCACACAGGAAGAAUUCACAAUUGACUAUGUCCUCAUACCGACCACAUGGAUGGAAUGCUGCGCCUGCUCACGUGUUUUGGCGGAGUUCGACCUUGGGAACAAAGUCAUCGACCACGCAGUCCAUGCCAUUGAGCUCAAGUGGAAGAAGACAUGUUCUAUGCCAUCAUUGACACGUUUGUCCAAAGGCGACUUUGACCGCACUCGCAUCCGACAAGGUCUACCCAAAAAGUUUACCCAUGCACCAGUGGCUUCCUGGACCACAGAUGUUGAGAGCCACUUAACGGGCAUCAAUGAUCAUCUACAUGAGCAGUUACGACGACAUUGUCCACGUCUCAGGCAAGGACCUCAAAGGCCCUACAUUGAUGAGACGAUCUGGCAGCGACGACAACAGAAGCUGGACCACAAAUCUCAGCUGAAAACAAUUCGUCAUCUGCUCCGCAGAGAAACCUUGGCAAGAAUACUGGCAGCUUGGAGAACACCCACCACAUGGCAACAAGACCAGUCGUACUGUUUUGGUACCACAUUGCGGAUUGGUAUUUUGAAACAUGGGCUUGGAUUUCGCAGACAGGCUGUUCUCCUGAAGGAUUUGAUCCACAAGAACAAGGCAGCUGCUCUGCAAGAAGUACUCAGCCAUUUUACCUCCAGUACUGCCGCAUCUGAGAUCCAACAACAAUUGCGACCUUUCAUGGGUCCGAGUAGCAAACUGAAACAGGGAAUGGCUCCGUUACCAAUCAUCAAGGAUGCGCAUGGCAAGCCUUGCACGUCACACACUGCCACCUUGAAUAGGUGGAUCGAAUUCUUCAGCGAAAUGGAAGGAGGGGAAAGAGUUGAUGAGACAACACAGAGGAUGCUCUGGAGAAACAAUUUGGAGAGCCUACGCAGCUUCAUCUUGGACAUUCCCAUCACUGAGAUGCCCUCAUUGGUUGAGUUGGAACAAACGUGCAGACAAGUGGAAGUUGCUCGGCAACUCUAUUCCUUGUUGCUGAAAAUCGCAAUCCAAGGACAGGAACCGCUGGAGCACAAAGGCGGAUACCUGAUCCCCAUUUGGAAGGGAAAACUCAGCAAAGAUUGUUGCCAAGCCUUCCGUUCCAUUCUCAUUUCGUCCAUGGUGGGUAAGACAUUGCACAAAUCCCUGCGCACCAAACAGACGAGCCUUUAUCAGAGCUACCUUCAUCCUCAACAGCUUGGAGGACGCAAAGGCAUCUCUGUUGUCCUAUGUGGUCAUCUGGUGCGGGCCUGUCUUCGGGUAUUUGCAGCUCGAAAUCAACCUACAGCGGUCAUUUUCAUCGACUUACAGGAAGCCUUCUAUAGGGUUGUGCGCCCCCUGGCGAUUGCUGGUCCGUGGUCCGAUGAGCUUAUUGCCACUAUGGCAAAGCGUCUGCACCUGGACCAAAAUAUCUUGCACGAUCUCUAUGCCCAUUUAGCCGAGCCAAGUGCAAUCGAACAAGCUCAGCUGACAGAGGUCGCACAGAAGGCUAUCCAAGCGCUUCACCAAGACACAUUUUUCGCUUUGCCUGGCCAAGAUGACCGAGUCCGCACUACGCAUGGCUCACGCCCCGGCGAUUCAUAUGCUGAUGUGGUGUUUGGAUAUUUAAUGUCCCGCGUCCUCAAGAGCUUUGCAGCUGCGAUGGAACACGCCAACAUCCUUACCACAUUCCCGGAGGAUCCAAGCAUUGAUUUGCACUCAAAAGGGUUUGAUGAUGCAGCCCAGCAAUCGCAGACUCUUCUGGGACCAUGCUGGAUGGAUGAUUUGGCCAUUCCUUUGACUGCAAAGACCAAUGAAGAGCUGCAUCAGAACCUGUGCUCUGCCACGAGUAGCAUUCUGGAUACUUUGAGGUCGCAUGCCAUGACUCCGAAACUGGGCAAAGGGAAAACUGAGAUCCUCUUCAAGCCGAGAGGAGCCAAAACACAGGCCUUCCGCAAACAGCUCUUUGGACCCCAAUCACCUGGCUGUAUCACAGCUCUUGGCGAGUAUGGCAUCUACAAGGUGAACCUGGUCAACUCCUACUUGCACCUUGGAGGAUUGACACACUACACAGGAGAUCUCCGAAGAGAAAUACGGCGCAGAAUUGCCAUCGCUCACCAGAGUUUCAACAAACACCGGAAGCUCAUCUACCAGAAUGGGUCACUGUCCAUGAGCAGGAGAUCUGAAAUCUUCUCCAGCCUCAUCCUGAGCCGGCUUCUUUACGGAGCCGAGACUUGGUGCAUACAGGACAGGAAGACCAAAGAAUAUCUCCAUUGUGCGAUCAUCAAGCUCUUCAAGCGACUUCUUCGCUGUCCUGCGGACGCUCACAUCUCUGAUGAGGAGGUGCUGCACAGAGCCACCCUGCCAGCUCCGGCGGUCCUAUUGCGGGUCAAGCGACUCAGCUACCUGAGUUCUCUGCUGAACAGUGGCACAUCGGCUCACUGGGGCUUGCUCAACCAAGAUCAGGCAUGGCUUGACCUGGUUAGAGAUGAUCUUCAAUGGAUGGGUGACCAGCUUGCCAACUCCUGCGGAUUGGGCAACCCCUUCAAGCACACUGAGCGUUGGCUUGAAAUCAUGCGAUUCCACAGAGGAUAUUGGAAACGACUGAUCAGAAGAGCGAGAGAACAUUCCAUUCUUCUCACUUCACGACACUUCACUUGCGUGGCUGCCCAUUUGAGGAUCCGCAACAGGCUUCAAGAACAACAUGUUUGGGGACCGACUGAUAAGAAGGCGAGUUUUGCUUCCUCUUCGAUUGAGUCCUUUGGUUGCAUGCUUUGCGGACUGCGUUGCGAGACUCUCGCAGGGUGCAUUUCCAACCAGCACCUGGACAUGGAUCGUUGCAAGACUCUGAAUUGCACACAUCAUGGGAUGGGCGACUUCCUCCUCUACAAGCAGAAGGACCACUUCCUCUUACAGUAUGCCCGCGCAGAGAUUGGUCAUGACGAACGUACGCUAAACCUGAUUCAACAGAGCAUUGACCGCCUCUGUGACGUGGCGACCUGGCCCUUUUUGCAGAGUCCGCCACGACAGACGGAAACUUUGCCCACCCUCAGUGAGAUUGAGCAGGAAUUUACGCAGACCGUGGUGCGGAAUCAAGGAGUUGAAUUUCCUCGACCCCGCAGCAAGGAGCGCAUCUUCCUCCACGUCUUCUCCGGAAGACGACGAGCAGGAGAUCUUCAAUUUUACAUGGAGCAGCUUUUUGAUCAGCUUUGUCCGGACGGCACAACUCUUUGUGUGGUCUCAGUUGACCGAGUGAUCAAUCAGCAGUGGGGCAAUGUACGACUUCAAUCCACCCAAGAGUUUUGGAUCAACGGCGUCCUCUCAGAUCACCCAUCCUCUGAUGUGACAAUGGAUCCAGAUUUUUUGAGCAUGUGCCGUGCGAUGAUUUCCCGCACUUUUGGCACGAUUAUAGGACCUGACUACGGGGGAGACGUUCCCUAA
This is a messenger RNA of Cladocopium goreaui, 5337 nucleotides long. The record is from the annotation of a GenBank genome assembly. Lineage: Eukaryota; Dinophyceae; Suessiales; Symbiodiniaceae.